UCUCCAACGAAAAUGACUUCGACAAUGGCGUCUCUCUCUCUUCUAGCUCUCAAUUCAAUUUACAAAAUUCAAACCCCCAAUUAGAUUCAUCUCUUUCGUAGAUUCAAAGCAUUCUUCCUUGAUUUAACACCUCAUUCUCAUGUUAGUUCAACCCACCGCCAUCAUCGAUUCCACUCCCCAACCACUCAUCUUCUUCAACAACCAUCAAAUUCAUCUGUAAAUAGUUCAAACAUCCAAAUUCAUCUCAGAUAUAGAGAUUGGUCAAGUGGGCAGGAGUUAAUUUGAGAAAAAAAAAAACAAUGAAGCUGCAGGCGUUGCAGCAGAGCUAUGCAAAUCGGGGACGAAGCAACAGUUUCAGAGGUCCAUCGGCGUUAGAUUCGUCGGUAGAUGGAGGCACCACCGCCGCCGUUAAAUCGCCGGCGAGUAUCUUUUGGUUGAUCCUUCACUGUUUCUGCUGUCUCAUUAGUCUUGUCCUUGGAUUUAGGUUCUCUCGUCUUGUCUUCUUCCUCCUCUUCUCAACAUCUUCCAUUAAUAACCUCUAUACCUCCACAACGACGUCGUUUGGAACCGCCUCCGAUAUUGCCGAAACCCUGUCCUUUACCUCUUCCAAUCGCAACCUCUCGCCGCUGGUGGUUAAUAACACCUCUACUGUUGCAACUACUAGCAGAGUGGUGGUCGGCCGGCAUGGGAUCCGAAUCCGGCCGUGGCCACAUCCUGACCUGAAGGAAGUGAUGAAAGCUCAUAAGAUAAUUGAAGCUGUUCAGAGAGAACAAAGGGUUCAAUAUGGAAUCAAAAACCCUAAAACUCUGAUUGCCAUAACUCCGACCUAUGUUCGAACUUUUCAAGCUCUACACCUAACUGGAUUGAUGCACACUUUGAUGAAUUUGCCCUACGAUGUGGUGUGGAUCGUGGUGGAAGCCGGCGGCGCCACCAAUGAAACCGCCGCGUUGCUGGCGAAAUCAAAGCUUCAAAUCAAGCACAUUGGAUUCGAGAAGAAGAUCCCCAUUUUCUGGGAAGCUCGACACAAGAUAGAAUCCCAGAUGCGAUUGCAAGCCUUGAGAGUUGUGAGAGAAGAGAAGCUAGAUGGGAUUGUAAUGUUUGCUGAUGAUAGCAAUAUGCAUAGUUUGGAACUCUUUGAUGAUAUCCAAAAAGUUGAAUGGAUCGGUGCAAUUUCAGUUGGGAUUCUUGCUCAUUCGACUCAUUCUGAUGAUGAUCCAUUUGAGGUUCAGAAAACCAUGGAUGAAAAAGAUGAUAAGAAAUCAGAAUCACCAUUGCCGGUCCAAGGUCCAGCUUGUAAUUCAUCUGAUCAGUUAAUCGGGUGGCAUACAUUUAAUUCUCGUGUAUACAAAGGAAAACAUGCGAAUUAUAUUGGUGAUAUGGCAAUUGUGUUGCCAAGAAAGCUGGAGUGGUCGGGGUUUGUGAUGAACUCGAGGUUGGUAUGGAAAGAAGCUGAAUUUAGGCCAGAUUGGAUCAAGGAUUUGGAUAUGGUGGUUGCAGGGGAUGGAAAUGAUGAUAUUGAGAGUCCACUUUCUUUGCUUAAAGACUCUUCUAUGGUGGAACCGCUUGGUAGUUGUGGGAAGAAAGUGAUGUUAUGGUGGCUACGGGCUGAGGCUCGUGCGGAUAGUAAAUUCCCGGCCGGAUGGACCAUUGAUCCUCCGUUAGAGGUUACCAUCCCAGCAAAACGAACCCCAUGGCCUGAUGCUCCACUGGAACUCCCAUCUAACGUAGGGAAAACGACCAUCGUCACCCAAGACAACACCACCGAGAAACGUGCAACAAAAACUCGAACGCCAAGAACAAAACGCACGUCUCGUGGGAAAAGAAAACGGGAAUCAAGAAACGCGGAUGCACGCAGGAAUUCCGGAGAAAGGAUCGAAAACUAGAAAAAUGGUGGGAGGGAGGAACUGAAGAAAUGUUUAAUAGAAAGUAAGUAAAUAGAAGAAAGUGUUUUCCGUUGGAAUUCUUUUUAGUUGUACUUUGUGUUAUGUGCAUGGGUUGGGUGGAUUAAUAUUCAGAAAGGGACAAACAUGUAUAAGUUUUUGCCCCUUAUACAAAUCCCAAAAUGGAAUUUAAAGAAACACUAUUUGGCAUUUACCAAACGCCGCUUAUCAGUAAAAGUCAUUAUCCUCACUUACCUUAUCAGGUAUAUUCUCGGCCAUUUCACGUC
Messenger RNA from Cynara cardunculus var. scolymus (artichoke), 2167 nucleotides. RefSeq names its product probable beta-1,4-xylosyltransferase IRX14. NCBI's taxonomy places the organism in Eukaryota, Viridiplantae, Streptophyta, Magnoliopsida, Asterales, Asteraceae. Gene Ontology annotation, cellular component: Golgi membrane. The transcript has 3 exons. Gene Ontology annotation, biological process: plant-type secondary cell wall biogenesis; glucuronoxylan biosynthetic process. Gene Ontology annotation, molecular function: galactosylgalactosylxylosylprotein 3-beta-glucuronosyltransferase activity; xylosyltransferase activity. The record is from RefSeq and is a predicted model, not a curated record. The coding region runs from base 300 to 1883 and encodes 527 amino acids.